Ictalurus furcatus (blue catfish) is the source of this 7269-nucleotide messenger RNA. It is a transcript of the gene tmem201, whose product is annotated as transmembrane protein 201. Gene Ontology annotation, biological process: nuclear migration along microtubule. The transcript has 6 exons. The coding region runs from base 108 to 1304 and encodes 398 amino acids. The record is from RefSeq and is a predicted model, not a curated record. Gene Ontology annotation, molecular function: actin filament binding; lamin binding. Gene Ontology annotation, cellular component: nuclear inner membrane. NCBI's taxonomy places the organism in Eukaryota, Metazoa, Chordata, Actinopteri, Siluriformes, Ictaluridae.
GUGAUCAUAUAUUUGAUCGACACACGCUUCUGUUGGCGCGUGCACGCACUGAUGUGUAGCUAGGGGGGGAAAAGAUCACGGUUAAGUACACUAAAGCGUAUUUUGCAAUGGAGUUGGUGAACCAGAUGUUGGUGCAGUAUCCGCAGCUGCUGUACGGCGGGGUCGGGGCCGCGGCUUGUCUUACCGGCGGCGCGCUCGUUUACAAAAUCACGAACAGGAAGAAACCAACACAUGUGAAUGUAAAUUGUUGGUUCUGUAAUCAGGACACUGAGGUUCCAUAUGGAAACAGGAACUGCUGGGACUGUCCUUACUGCGAGCAGUACAAUGGCUUCCAAGCGAAUGGUGAUUAUAACAAACCAAUCCCUGCGCAAUAUAUGGAGCAUCUCAACCACGGAGUGUCAGCUGGCCUUCCUGUGUCUGAAGCCCCCAAGACUCUGCAGUGGGUAAACUGCCAAAUGCUGCUGUGCAAGAAAUGCAACAACAACCAGACAGUGAAGAUUAAGCAGCUGGCUUCAUUCACUCCGAGAGAAGAGGACAAUUACGAUGAAGAGAUUGAGGUGUACAAGCAUCAUCUUGAGCAGACGUACAAGUUGUGCAGGCCGUGUCAGACUGCAGUGGAGUACUACAUCAAGCACCAGAACCGGCAGCUGAGGGCUCUGCUCCUUAACCACCAGCUCAGGCGCAGCAGAGAUGCAGACAAAGCCUUCGUAACGAGCUCCUACACAGUCUCCACUCCUGCCUGGCUCAUAAUGCUGCGAGCCCUGGCUUUCCUCGCUUGUGCUUUCCUGGUCACCCUGGCCGUUUAUGGAUCUGGAGACUUAUCCUCCCCCUCUGAUGGCUCUCACAUCCUGAAGGGAGGAGUCGCACCACCCAAACACACUCUCCAAAAUAACACCGAAGCCAAGGUCAAUGACAGCACCGGAAGUGGGCAGAUGUGGAGCGAUCUGGUGGGCCUUCUUUCAGAAGAGGCUGUAGAGAACGUGAAGCUGAUCUGGGAAUCUGGAAGCAACCAUCAGAUGGCCGUAGCUUCCGUCGGCCUUUUGACCUGCAUCACUGGCGUCCUAAUGGCAGGGCCUGUCAGGUUAAGGAGAAUUGACGCCUUCGCUUCUUUCCUUUGGCUCCUCGUGUUAUGCCUGUACUCUGUUGAGUUCUACCUGAAGACGGACACCCCCGACUGGCUGGGCGCAAUCAAGCUCGGCGCUACCUCCUUGUGCUGCUUGGUCGGAUUCGCCGCAGCCGUGGCCACACGCAAGCCCACGGGUCAGAGAAGAGCCAGAGGCCGCAGGUCAGAAUCCGAACAGUGACACUUCACUAAGCCAUUUAUAAGGAAUAGUUGUGCAGGUUGCAGUGUAGGACUUCUGUUUGGAGUACUGCAUUUGUAAUCCUCAUCUUUUCUCCUCCAUGGAUGUAAACCUGCUCUAUGUUUGCAACCAUCAGUACCGUCUUGUGGCUGUCGUCAUUUUGCAUCUUGUAGCUUUAGGAAAACAUCAGUGUGAACCGGUGAGUAAAGGUUCUCCCAGAAGCCAAACGUGGUCAUCCUGUUGGGGUUUUAAAUGCGGUAGGUGUUAGAGGGUGACCUCAACAGAAGACCUUGAAGAUCCGAUUAAAAUAGAGUCCUUUUGCUAAACAUAAAAUCAUUUUCGUGUCAAAUAUAUGACAAAGUUCUAUCUAGAGCAAAAACAGAUAUCAGGAUCACUAUAAUGUGUCCAAAUUGACCAUGUUUUCCAGAUUAUUAAUACACUUGCCAUUUUAUACUACAUUCUGCAUGUGUGUACUAAAAUGGCACUUCCCUACUUGUACACCCAGUUUGUUUUCGGUGUAUUUAUUCUUGCCGUCCUUCACUGGCGUAUUGUUUCCUGAGCUAAAGCUUUUACUACACAUAUAUUUGUUAUUUAUAAUUAUUUAAUCUCUUUCAGGCCUGGAAAAUAUGUCUAUAACUACAUUUUUUAUUAUAAAGAAGUGAUCUAUAACAAGUUUUAAUAUUUACUUUAUAAACAGAUUUUGUAUGUUUCAACACUACAACGAUGAUGCUGCUCGUUUUCACUAGCACAGCUAUUGGAUUCUCUGAGCUAGCACCAUGUUAACAGGCUAAUGAGCGUUGAUUACCCUCAUGAAAAAUGUCUUCUAUUUUAAAAACGUUAUGAUGAUGCAAAAAAUUAUAUACGUUGUUGGAUCGUACUGUAUAUAUAUUUUUGCUAAAUGUUAAAAAAAAGUCUUUGGUCCAGAAAAUAUGGUACUUAUUUUUGAUGGAACAAAGUUGAUAUUUAUUUGAAGCUUAAGCUCAUUGAAAGCUGGUCAGUUUAUCUUCUAGUGGUUUGAAAAAUACUGCACUACUAAUACAGAAUUUUCACUAAACAUUACUAAUCAUUGCAUGCAUUUAAUUAUUUUGUUAGUGUGUAUCUUGUCUUGCUGUGUGCAGGAAAAAAGCUAUAUUCAAGAUGCUGGUAAUUUAGUCUCAAAACACUAUCUGACUUUUACUUGAAACUGGAGUUGGUGUUUUUAUUCUAGUUAAACUAUAAACUUUAUGAUGACGAGGGUUUUCCUGCGUAAGGUGACCUGAAAACAGAUCUGUAUGAAUUUCUGAAUCAUCCCAACCAGUGGGGAAGCUGAGGUAAUGAGGACCAAAUAAAAGCAAUUAAAACAGUUUAGCAAUUAGCAUUAGCAGCUCUGCUAUAACCAAGGAAGUGGCAGAACAUCCCAGACAGUGUCCCUGUUUUUGAUGGACAUCUCAGCUUUUGUGUGUGUGUGUGUUUGAACUAGUGACGUCCAACUAUAAUGUUUUUUUGACUUUGGUAAAAGGACUGCAUAUAUGUUUGUUGUUUAAAUAUCUGAGUGAAUCUUCAUGUAUUUCACGAGGAAUAGAAAAUCCUCAAAGGCAUUGUUGCCCAGUAUUAGGUGCUUCAUUGACUUUUUUUUUUUUUUUCCUCCACUGAACAAAUGAAAUUUUGCUACAAGGACUGGAAGGAUCUGCAUUUAAAUCCCAGUACUGCCAAAGCGCUGAUGUCAGGUCACAGUCCUUAAACCCUGAGCAAGACUCUUAAAGUAUUAACUUCAGUUUUGUGCUUCUUACACAUCAGUGGCUUUGGAUGAAAUUAAGUGUAAAUUCAGCAUUUUACGUAUAUGGUUUUGAUAAUUGCAGAUGGCCAAAAUCUACGAUUUAGCCAUAGCUGCUAUGAUUUUUGACCCCAUGCCGCAGAGAUACCGGAGACACCUCAGCAAAAGCAGAUAUACCAAACGUGAAUAAAAUUCCAGGCAGAUAAGCCAAUUCACUGAAGGGGAAAGGACCCAGGAGGUACUCCAGUUUUAUCUAGUUGAACUCUGACCUGUGAAUUUACGAGCCCCAAACUUGCAAGCCAAUAGAAAACCAAGUGGGUGGGUUUGUUUAAAAAAUAGAGGAGUUGCUCAUUAUUAAGUAGAGCUUCCACCAGAUAUUUGCCUCAGUGUUUUCUUACUGUUGGGAAAACAAAUAGCCGUCUCGUCCAAUAACAUACACUAGGGUUUUUGUGGUAAAAAUGUUUUGUUUUUUUCCCCCUCUCUGUCUGCUUUUCUUGUUAGCAGUACUGUCACUGCUGUUAUUCCCCACAUUCUAACCUUUUAACACUGACUCUAUAUUGUCAGACUUCUCUUGACUUGACUUCAUUAAGACAGUAUGUAUCAUUGGUGGAUAUUAUGUCUAACAUCAGGGUAUUUGAAAGGAAAUUCAUUUUAUAUUAAUUGUACAUUGGAGAAAUACAACUGAUAUGCCUUUAAGGGAAUUCAUAAUAAUGUAACAGCCCAUUUUAUUAAUGUAUUAGACCAGGGCUGUCCAAUCUUACGAGGUGUGGGUGCAGCUUUUCAUUCCAACCAAGCAGGAGCCACACCUGAUCCCAUCUGUUGAAUCAGUUGAGAUUGGCUUCCAAUAGACUCAGGUGUGGCUUCUACUUUGAUAGAAUGAAAUCCUGCACCCACACCGGCCCUUUCCGGAUAAGAUUGGACACCCCUGUAUUAGACAUUUCAUUUAUUAAAAGUAAAUGAAGAAUUGUAAGUGUGAAAGUACCAUUGCUGUAGGUUGUGUAGCCUCUUCAUUACUGUCUCUCUUGUAUCUCUGUAUUUGUUGCAUGUUCCUGUGACGAUAAUGGUCCAAUGUAAACAGAAAUAUGAACAUUUCUGUCUUUCCAUGAUGUGUUAAGAUCCUUGUCUACUGUAUUGUGUCUAGGUUACGGUGUCAUGGUUUCACAGUUGGUCAUGGACAGUUAUUGCACUGUUAAUUUCAAAAUACUUUUUUCCUCAAUCAAGUUCCUUACCACCUCCAAUGGUUAUUGUCUUUUUUUUUGUGUCCGGUUGCGACUUCCCAAAAAAAUUUCUCAACCCCUCCAUCUGUCCUCUGAUAAAUCAUGCUACAAUACCCUCGAUGUCUCUGUACAUGGGAUGUGGACUGCUCCGAAAACCAUUUGGCUGUGUAAUCCGCUAGUGAUAUAAACAUGUUGCCUUUGUACUUUAUGAACAAUGCAGCCUCCAUUGCUGCUCAUAUCAUCAUACAUGACAGCUAUCAAACGCACAGAAGAAUAUGGCGUUGCUGACCAGAAAUAAACAAACAUCUAGCUAGAUUUGGCUCAAACCUUUCCUCACAGCCACAUCGUCUUUCAGGUUAUACACUGAUAAAUACUGACGAUGUAAAAGGUUUAUGAAAAGGUCAUGCUCAAAUAAGAUUACCACUGCGUUUGUUUUUAGGCAGAAAUGUCCCAUCUCAUGUACCUGUUUCAAUCGCAUUGUAUGCUAAUCAUCUGUUGUGCCUACAACACCCCAUACAUUGCUAUAAGUGCAUACUACAUGGUGUCCCAAAAGUCUCCAUGCAUAGGGGACUAUAUUUGCCAGCACCACAUCGGUUGUGCCUUCAUCACUGGAUGUUUGUGGAAGUCCACUUCUCGAUUGGUCUGCAACACUUCCAGUCUUUUUGAAUUAGUUUGGCAACAGCGGCGUGUGUGAUGUGCUUGCCAUGUUUCUUGAUAAAGUCCAUCGCAACCUUCUCAACGGCUUGUCAAUGGACAUUGUCUCAAAGCAGCUUUACUGAAACAUAAACACGGUAUACAGAUUUUAAAUGUGCGAAUUUAUCCCAAUUGAGCAAGCCGGUGGCAAGGAAAAACUCCCUAAGAUGUUUAGAGGAAGAAACCUUGAGAGGAACCAGACUCAGAAGGGAACCCGUCCUCGUCUGGGUAACAACGGAUAAUGUAAAAUUAAAGAAAAGUUCAUUAUGGUUUAAUAUGAAGUCUGUUUGGCCUUAGAAGCAACCGUAGUCCCAGCAACCACAGUGAGUGUGUCCAUCUGGAAUUGGAGUAGAUGAGAGCUCCAUUCAGAGGUAGGGCAUCUGAACGGAUCAGGCAGGUCCAGAGAGCAGAAAGGAUCAGGAUCUCUAGUAUCUCCUUAAAAUCGUGUGUGGCUCGACAGAAGGAGACAGCCUUGAGAAUGAUUUCAAUACAGUCUUCUUUUGUCAAAAGCAUUCCUAAAGGCUAUCUGAUACAAAUUUAUAAUAUGAAUAAACUAAGUAUGGAAGACAUUUUGCUAUAAAGAAAUGUUAAUUCCCCUAUGUAUGGAGACUUUUAGGACGCCCUGUAGAAGUGCAGUUUGGUGGCAGAGAAUCAUUCAUGGGGCAUUCAUCAUUAGCUUAGCAGUGGAGAACUCUAAAGUUCAACAUGAUUUCCAAACAGUCUCACAAUGAUUAUGUAUUAUCUAGUCCUUUUAUUGGUGGGACCCAUCGUGACCCAUUUGCGUUCACACUACACAUGUUUUUUGAUUCACUUCCAAAGGUGAUUUGAGUAAUUUGAUUACGAUGAGUUUCCAAAACACAUUGGACCACAUUCGUUCACACCUGUACUCUGUGCUGUGCGCUUACAACCGGACCAGUCUGGAUGCGUGUUAAUGCCAGGUGUGAAUGGGCCCAAAGAGACUUUUGUACAAAGAAUUCGGAAUAAAUCUUGUGUGUUUUUGAUUAAUUCUGUGAUACCAUGAAACCGUGAUAUUUUUAGUUUAGGUUGCUAUACCAUGAAUAUUUCAAUGCGUAACACUCCUAUUUGUGACCGGGGUGAUGUUCGCGUUAUUCCCUGUUCAUAUUUCAUGUGAACAUUAUUUAUAUAUAUAUAUAUAUAUAUUUAUAUGUGAGUCUUUAUACAUGAGAAAUUACAAUAAUAAUUACAUUAUCAAUAUAACAUGGGUAUUAUUUGUAAAAUCUCUUACUUCAUACAGCCCUUGUGAGAAAAGCGUCCUGAAAGUAUUGUUUAUUGUAUUCAGUUUAUAACUGCUACAUUACACUCUGACGUCCUUGUAUUGUUGUUAAUGUGACUCCUUACUCGUGUCUAAGAGCUGUAAGACACGAAUGGACAUUUUACACAUUCAAUAGUUCCAUCCUUUCUGUAUUGAACUUGAAAUACAGCCAAAUGUUUCAUUUAGCUUGUUAAAGCCUUUAGUGAAUGACUGAUGAUUGUGAAGUUUUUACUCUUUUGCUACCAAGUAAUGUGAUUUAGGUCCACAUUUUUUAUAGUUAUAUUGUGCCGGACUGGUUUGUAGUUAUUGUAUGUAAACCAUUUGUAUUUUUGCGCUCACACUUAGUUAUGAUUAACGUUUUUCCAUAAUCAGUAUAAUCUGGGUGACUAACCAAAUAAGUAUAUGGAAUUGGUGAUUAUAACACAUUACACUGAGACUUUACUUUAAUGACAGAGUGUGCUUACAUGGACACAAAUACUUAUGACCAGUAUUGAUUUUGGUAGUUGUCAGGUUGUUAGUGGACGAGUAAACAGCAUAUGACCUAUAUAUUGGAAUAAAGAUGAAUUUUUCAGUUGUUAAUUCUGUAAUCUAAAGUCUUUUAUUGGGUAAACGGGAAAAAUGUGCAGGAAAUUUGAAUUUAAAAUGGAAUUGAAUGUUGUGUCCUUUAUUUUGAAUGGUUUAUUGGUGAGUUGAAGUUGCUGUAGAGGUGCUAUUUUUCAUCUAUUUGAAAAUAAAUUGAAAUAUUGACAGAAGCGUUUAGAGUUAGGUCUGUGUAUAGACAAAAAAAAAGAUGUGAAACAGUUGGUCACUGAGACAUAAACGUUCAAGUGGUUUUCGUGUAAUGUGAAGAAAUGCCCAAGAUGAACGUGUGCCCUUUUCUUUCUAUUCUUAAUUAUUAACUAUUCUAUUAUGUGUUUGUGUUUCAAGACAUUGUGAAGAAGCAUGUUAUAAAUAUUUGUUCCAUUUUUUUUGCUUAAGCACUACUCUUGUAUGUUUUACUGCUGUUAUAAAUAAAGCACUGUAAAAUGGGAA